CCGCCGCCCUGCUCUGAGCUAAAAUGGCGUCUCCACUGUGGUAUCGGUUUGCACGGCUGUCUCGGAAUAUCGGUGUGUUUCCGCGGACAGCGGUGUGUGAGGGGUCAGGAACAGUGCGGACUCAGUGCCGGACCGCUGUGUGCUCCUCCAGCGGCGCCAUUCUGCCCAAACCCAAGAAGACGGCGUUUGGCAUGUUGAGGAUCACAGUGGUUGUGGUCCCCUUCCUCUACAUCGGGACUCAGAUCAGUAAAAACUUCGCUGCUCUGCUGGAGGAACACGACAUCUUCGUCCCUGAGGAUGAUGAUGAUGAUGACUAAACACACACACAGAUGUGUAAGCCUGCGGUACUGUUCCUGGACGUCGGAGAGCAUUUGGGAUUCCACAGCACGUCCGGAUCAUCUCAAACACUGUAGUGUGUGUGUGUUUACAGAGCUGUGUGUGUGUGUGUGUGUGUGUGUAUGUGUGUGUGUAUAAAAACAGCUCCUCCUCCUGUCUGCAUGCACUGUAUAAAUAACAAUAAAGUAAUAUAAAUAAAUAAACACUGGAGGAAACUGGACCCGAGUGUGUGUGUGUGUGUGUGUGUGUGUGUGUGUGUGUGUGAGAGAGUGUGAGUGUGUGAGUGAGGGGGAGGGGGGGUGUUGGCCAAAGGUCACAGCUUGUUAAAUGUAACCAUCAGACUCUCCUGAUGAUGGAGCUGAUGAACACCUGCUCAGUAUCUAUCUGAAUGAAGACAGGUCAGAGUGCAGUGUUAAUGAUCAGCAGUAGGGGGCGCUGUGUUUUAUUUUAUUUUUGUGUUAAAACCAAAGACGAAGUCUAAGUGAAUUUUGUGGAGUGAAGGUAAAAUAUCUCUGAGGCCCUCUAGUGGCUGACUGCAGAAUUGUAAGUUAAAUCUCUACAAAUAAUUAUUAGGAGUAGUGUUCUGUCAUUUUUCUGUCAUAUCUCCCUCAAUAUUAUACCUUAUGAUAAAUAUGUUUCCUAGACGUUAUGGUGAUGAGUGAAGGGGUGUGGUCGAUGAUGUGACUGAUAGCUUAUAGACAACACAAUUCAAUUCAAUUCAAUUUAUUUUGUAUAGUGCCUUUUACAAUGAACAUUGUCUCAAAGCAGCUUUACAAAAGAAGAAAACAGAGAAAGGGGAGGGGAAAAUGACUAGAAAUUAACUAGAAAUAAGAAUAAAUUAUUAAAUUCUAUAGUUAGACUAUUUUAUCCCUAAUGAGAAGCCUGUGGCAACGGUAGCAAGGAAAAACUCCCUGGGAUGGAAGGAAGAAACCUUGAGAGGAACCAGGCUCAGAAGGGAACCCAUCCUCAUUUGGGUGACACUAAACAGAAAAUAAUGUAACUGUAGCUGAUUAAUGUGCUUUCUACAACAGAAAUCAAUGACCCAUGAGGAACACACACAAUAGACAACACACACCUUAAUCUCUGGACAGUUGUGCAGCAGAGCCAUGUCAUGUUCUGCUGUGAAGUGUUCUAACUAACCCUCAGCAGGUUCUCCAGCAUGUUGAUCAUCUCAGCUCUGAUAUUAUGACCGGGGUGAGUAAAGGAGGCGGUGAUUAAUUCACUCACACUGCUGCUGGUGGAUCCACGGGUCAGUGCUUUAGAAAUAAACUAGAGACAGGAGGAGAAGGAAGAGCUGAUCUUCACUCAGGUGGAGUUUUACUGCAGAUGCCACAGACAGAUGAACAUCACCGAGCAGAGAGGACUCUUACUUUAAUUCCUGAGCUGAUUGUUGUUUAGAUUAGAAUCCGGCGUUAAUUUAAACAUACACAGCAUGCGCUACAGCACCUCCUGUGGUCCUGGAAACUUGGACCUCAGAGAGCUCUGUAAUGUCCCUAUACACCCCACUCCUGAGCUCCCGGUGUUCUGAGUGUCCAGUGUGACCACUGCCUCAACCCCUGGUCGGAGUCUGGUCACUUGGUGGUGCUCACUGAUGCUGUGGAUGGUGUGGACAACCUAAGACCAGGAGACAGCCAUGGACAGAGGGACACUUGUGGACUUUCACACCAUCACAGAUCUGCCAUUACAUCUAUCAGCUUGUGACAGCAAGGAGUUCGUGUCUAUAAUGACCUCAGAAACUACACUGACCUCAUAGUUCCUCAUGGGCUUCCACGUUGUUGUUGUAGAAAGGACAUUAAUCAGUUACAGUUACAUUAUUUCCUGUCCAGUGUCCCCCAGAUGAGGAUGAGGUUCUCUUCUAAGCCUGGUUCCUCUCAAGGUUUCUUCCUCAGAUCAUCUCAGGGAGUUUUUCCUCAUCACCCUCACCUCAGGC
Messenger RNA from Hemibagrus wyckioides, 2266 nucleotides. RefSeq names its product essential MCU regulator, mitochondrial-like. The record is from RefSeq and is a predicted model, not a curated record. Lineage: Eukaryota; Metazoa; Chordata; Actinopteri; Siluriformes; Bagridae. The transcript is spliced from 3 exons. Gene Ontology annotation, biological process: mitochondrial calcium ion homeostasis; calcium import into the mitochondrion. Gene Ontology annotation, cellular component: uniplex complex; mitochondrial inner membrane. The coding region runs from base 24 to 317 and encodes 97 amino acids.